Neodiprion virginianus is the source of this 1639-nucleotide messenger RNA. RefSeq names its product odorant receptor 49b-like. The transcript has 5 exons. Bases 126 to 1385 code for a protein of 419 amino acids. Gene Ontology annotation, cellular component: plasma membrane. Gene Ontology annotation, molecular function: odorant binding; olfactory receptor activity. Gene Ontology annotation, biological process: sensory perception of smell; detection of chemical stimulus involved in sensory perception of smell. The record is from RefSeq and is a predicted model, not a curated record. NCBI's taxonomy places the organism in Eukaryota, Metazoa, Arthropoda, Insecta, Hymenoptera, Diprionidae.
GAAGUAACUAUAGUCUUGCUUUUUCGGGUGAAUAUAAUCACUCAAACGUCAUUGACGCACGAUUUUUCGAUUUUGCAGUCUUUUAAUCAGCCGUACGACUGACUGGUCAACUAACAAAGCUAUAAAUGGCUACAGCAAAAACUGAGGAAUCAUUUAGUCAAGUCAUUCGUAUGAAUGUUGCCCUGCUAAAAUUUUCCGGGACCAUUCCGAUGGACGAUGAGAUUUCCUCGAAGACGCUCCUCAGCUGCGGCUUGGCCAUCAUUUCCGGCGCCGCACUGAUACUUCACACUUCGGCCUAUAUCUACGACUUUCUUAUUCACGCGGCCUUUUUGGAGACAGCGAUCGAGUCCCUCGCCUUGAUAAUCGCCCUUUUCGGAGGACUUGUACGUUACCUGAUUGUCUACUGGUUACGAGGUGAUAUGCAUAAAAUAUUGCGGACCCUCGACGAUCUGUGGAAGACUGCAUCCGAUGAUGAGCGUCGAUGUAUCAAUUCGCUAAUGAAAGGCGCAGAAAACCUCACCUACUUCUUCUUGUCGCAGUGCAUAUUCACAAUAUUUUUUUACACAAUCGCGCCACUCUUCGUCCAUUUACACGACAGUAACUCAAACGCGACCAGAAGUUUACCUUACGCCUUUUUUACCGAGGUAAAUCAGUCACCCUGCUACGAAAUUCUCUACUUUAUUCAGAUUUUUAGUAUGCUUCAUCUCUGUGUGACUUGUGUCGGCGUUGACAUGGCUGGACCACUUUUGAUAACAACCGUCUGCGGACACUUGAGAGUUAUCCGGAACCGAUUCAGGAGUAUGGCACAAUCGAUGAAGAUUCAAAUGAACGACAAGAGCGACAUAAUCAUUCCUCGUACCUGUGACCGUUAUAACCAAGCAAUAGUGGAUUCCAGGUUGGAAAUCGGAAUAAACAAUCCUGUAGAAACAUCAGUGGCGUCUGAGCUUAGGUCUUGUCUUAAUUAUCACAAAAUAAUUCUCAAAAUAUGCGUGCACAUCGAACGAUUAACGAACAUCAUAUUUCUCACGCAACUCAUCGGGAGCACUUACAUCUUAUCAGCGGUUGGGUUCAAAUUGACCGGGAAUGACCAGGACAAAUUCAAGUACUCUUCGCAAAUUGUCAUUGGAGUGGUUCAACUCCUAAUAUGCAACUGGCCACCGCACGAUCUGAUGACAGAGAGCGAAGCAAUUGCAGACGCUGCUUACUUUGUCCCGUGGUAUCAAUGGCCAAGUGACCUUCAAAAAUCUAUUCAAAUCGUGAUCCUGAGAGCUCAAAAGCCGGUCCGAUUGACAGCUGGAAAAUUCGUGUACCUCUCCCUGGAAACUUUUGCAUCGAUGGUUUCAUCGGCUGUCUCCUUUUUCACGGUGCUAAGGUCACUCAAUUAGGACAAACAACUGUAAUUAGCAAACUCGAUACACCGACGAAAAACAAUCUACUGAGCUUAUUUCAAUUCGAAUACAUGUGCUGUGUCAAUUUUCCAAUUCUUAAAUAUUUUUUUCACUUUCAUGAUCAUGCUGCGCACGAACUGUGAAGCCCUGUCAAAUCUCGAUUACGAUAUUUGAUUCACUAGUCAUUCAAAACGUCAAUGGCAAUGGUCCUUUUGCCGAAGCUGAGUAAUAGACGUGAAAAUGGUUGCAUA